CCGGUCGCACUCGUAUCUAUAUAUCUACCUAUUGCACGUAUAUAUAUAUAUAUUUGAGUAGACGUUACUGGGCAUGUUUCAACACUCGACCAACAUCACACUGAGCAAGCGACUCUUGAACGCGUUCGUGAGGGGCAAUGACUCGGGUCUGCGGCUGGCCGUGGACGGACCCCAUGCGACCAUCGUGCACACUCUGGUGACCAUGUGCACCCGCGUCCACGACGCCCUCGACUGCCUCAGCAGUCCCCUCGACGUGGCCGACGCGUCCCAGGCCAUCUGUACGUUCGUGACCAGCUUGGACAUGCACAAGAGCGACGCCGACGCGCUCCUCCAAAUGUACGUCGAGUGCCGCCGGCUGUUUUACAAGCUGGACGCGGUGCUGGCGUGUCUUGUACGUCGCGUGCUGUGGCUCAGUGUGCUCGUCAACUGCCACACGCGGCGGUCGUUUGUAAAAGGAUGUUUGGCGUACUGCCAUAUCACGAUCCCGUCCCUAGUCGACGCCAUUGAAAAGCUCAAACUCAUGACGUUGUGCGCCAAGAUUGCGUUGGCGAGUCAGUGUCUACCCCAAAUGGAUGAGUUUGUGAAAGCUUCGAUUGUGCUCAUGGCCGAGUUGCCAUCCUCCGACUCGGAGUCCCCCGCCGCGUACGAGCAAGACGCGAUGCACGCCAUGACUGACCUCCUCUCGCUGCUCGUGGUGGUCCCCUCUCCGUCCGACCCGCUCUACUUUGUCCAUGGAUUUCGCAGCGCCAUUUCAAAGUUCCCGUGGCAGUCGGCGCUGGGUAACCGCGCGCGCAUGCUGGUGCACGUUGUGACCUUCCUCGCUGCGUGGGUGCCCGAUCAGGAUCUGCCGUAUGCGAUAGGUUACGUUCCUGCGAACGAUGUCAUAUUUGGAGGAUGCGCCAACCUCCCACUUUCCCUCUCUGACAUGCUCGCAUCAGUCGUCCAGCGACCGAGUAGGAAAUCCUAGCGCACGUGCACGACCUCUUGCAGACCCACGACGACCAUAUCGUAAAUCUCCACAGCGAAAUCCUCUUGGACCUGAUCAACGCACUCGCGGCGUCUGUGGAACUCAACGCGCACGCGUGUGGCCACCUAGUGAAGCUCAUGAUGGGCCUUGUCGCCCACCACGCGGUUCUCCACGACGACAUCAAGAAGUAUUGGCGCAACACCAAGACGUUCCUCGUCCGCGGCGCCGACCACCCGCCAGCCGCCCUCGGCCCGCGGCACGUCGCGCCGUGGCAGCAACUUGGCCACGCAUUGCACUCUGUGCAAAUGUUGUGAUUUGAUCCCAAGAAAAUUCUACACUAUUUGAAGCCUAUUCUCGUCCUACACUAAUUGGAUUCAAAAGCCAAGCACACAGUGACUACAUAGUACUUCGAAGUAAUACUAGUAAACGUGUUGACUCUUUACAG
Aphanomyces astaci is the source of this 1412-nucleotide messenger RNA. RefSeq lists its product as hypothetical. Gene Ontology annotation, biological process: endocytic recycling. Gene Ontology annotation, cellular component: endosome. Bases 74 to 967 code for a protein of 297 amino acids. The record is from RefSeq and is a predicted model, not a curated record. The transcript has 6 exons. NCBI's taxonomy places the organism in Eukaryota, Oomycota, Saprolegniomycetes, Saprolegniales, Verrucalvaceae.